GGAUUAAUAGAAUUUGCAUGAUGAAUGUCCGUUUUCUGGUACCAGUCUCCUUUUGGAAACCGAAUUUCGCACAGCAAGUGCACAGCACACCGUCUUGAUCACCUUCCACCACGACCUUUUGUCGAGCUCAAGGAGGCGCUCCUGCCUCGGAAUGAACGGCAAUGGUGCCUACAUUCUACCUCUGUAUCUUCAUUGCAUCCUUUGUGGGUGCCGGUCUUGCAGAUGUUAUCUCUUCUCGAACUUUGCCUAGCACUGGAGCACAGGACCUUGCCCGACCGAAUACGUACAAAGUUGUACCGCCGCUGGCAGAAGAGGCGACGGUACAGGAUGCAGAGCUAUUGGAUAUAGUCCUGCUGGCGUCAGUGGACGGAAAGUUUCAUGCGCUCAACAGGACAUCGGGUCAGACGUUGUGGUCAAUGUCUUCCUUCCCUUCCUCGACGACUGCAGCAGCGCCGACAGCGCUUGCCCCACUGGUUCGAACCAUUCACCAUGAUCAUGAUCCUGACCUUGUCGACGAUAAUACCGACCAGGAGACUUACAUUAUCGAGCCCCAGUCAGGAGACAUCUAUGUUAUGGCUACACCUUCGAGCCCCCUUCAACGGUUUCCGUUUUCGAUGUCUGAACUCGUGGAGAUGUCACCCUUCAGUUUUGCUGAUUCUGACGACCGCAGAGUGUUCGUAGGCAAGAAGGAAACAUCACUACUGCUCGUUGAAUUGGAGACAGGAAGAAUCAAGGCAACGCUUAACUCAGAGUGUCCUUGGGAUCCAUUCGAGGGCUUUCAAGAUGAUGAUGAAUUGGAUCUAGAUGAGCUUGAGGGAAGCAAGCCAAAACCCCCGCCGCCUACGGAGGUGUUCAUUGGGCGCACAGAUUACCACAUAUCCAUCUAUUCUCGACCUCUCAAGAACUCUGGGUCGACUCCGCCACCCGUCCAAAAUCUGUCAUUUUCCACGUAUGGCCCGAAUAACCAGGACACUUUGCUGCAAGCAUCGUACAAACGGCCCAAGGACGAUGCGUACAUUCAAGGAUUCCCUAACGGUGAGGUCAUGUCUUUCAAGGGCAGAGGCGAAGACACAGGCAUUCGUUCAUCUUCUCUACUAUGGGGACGGCGAUUUACCAACCCCAUUGUCGCGGUAUUCGAUGUACUACGCAAGCCUCAACGUUACUCCCGUGGCGCUCAUACCUUCCUCCUUCUUCAGCCCCGUCCAGGUCUUCAAGACGUUCUUCCGUCCCUUUCCUUGGACACUGCUCGCGAACAUCUCCCGAACCAUCCCAAUGCCUACGUCGGUAUGGUCGAAGAAACAGGAAGUUUGUUUGCCAUGAGCCCCUUGAGCUAUCCGCUUGUGGCCUUCGGUGGAAUCCGAGGAACUUCCAUGCCAGAAGGUUCAGGAAAAUAUAUCGAUUCUGCACCGAUGUCAAGCGAAGUUGAUGAGAUAACUCGGAUGAGGAAGCAGAUGGAAAAGGAGCGAGAGCGAGAGCGAUUGCUGAACAAGGAUGGCUGCGACUUGGGGAAUCCAGACACCGUUUUCGACCGCCGAUGUUUGAUCGGUGUGCGGAAAUUAGAGGGUGGCGAUGGUGAAGGCGCGGAAAGUCGCUUGAAGAGACUCUUGGAUGGCUCGCCUGUGUCUGCGUACCCGCAGUUGACCGCAGGCGAAGAGGACAACGAGACGAGCCGCCACGAUAAACCGUCGGAGUAUAAGAAGAAUGCCCCUCCAUCAAGCCCAGCACCUUCGACUAGCAGACUACGAGAAACGAUAUUUGUUAUUGUGCUACUUGGGAUGUUCUCCGUCUGGUUCGGAUUAGCAUCGAAGAUCAAGGGUGACCCACAGCGAGGGCUGUCCAGCAUGCCAGCAGUCUUGGAGGCUUCCAUCAAAGAGGUUACGGUACCGGAGCUUGUAGCCGUAACGGAAACGGUCCCGAAGCCCGCGAUGGAUACUACUGAGGUGAUUCCGUCACCACCAAGCUCGCCGCCACCACCACCAAUACGGUCAGACUCUGGAGAUACUGGAGGAGAUGAUAGUGACAAAGAGCUUGAGGGCGAAGGUGAUGCCACACCCGUUCCCAAUAAGCGCAAGGGAAGACGGGGAGGGCGAGGCAAGAAAAAGCGACCCAACCCUGGGGCACAUGCUGAAGCUGAAGAGGGGAAGAAGCCGGAUGUUGUCGUUGAAAUACCGCCGACCCCUCAGACACUUGUGGUAGAAUCCAAGCCUGUUGAACCGACACCUUCGUUGGUUGUUUCGGACACCGUACUAGGAUUCGGCUCUCACGGAACAGUUGUGUUUCAAGGAUCACUGCAAGGGCGCGCAGUGGCAGUAAAACGUCUCCUGCAAGACUUUGUGACCCUCGCGUCUCGGGAAGUCAGCAUUCUGCAAGAGAGCGAUGAUCAUCCCCAUGUUAUCAGGUACUACUACCAAGAAGCUCAUGCCAACUUCCUGUAUAUCGCCCUUGAACUCUGUCCUUGUUCACUCGCGGACAUCAUCGAAUACCCAGAUCGUGAUCAGCUUAGGCCCAUCGUUCAAGCCUUCGAUCCCAAGAAAGCUCUUAGGCAAAUAACAAGCGGACUUCGACAUCUUCAUGCUCUCAAACUUGUACACCGCGACAUCAAGCCCCAUAAUAUUCUGAUAUCCAGUCAUGGGAAGAUGCUGAUAUCAGACUUUGGGCUGUGUAAAAAGCUGGAUAUGGAUCAGACGAGUUUCUUACCCACAGCGCACGGGGCGAUGGCUGCAGGGACCGUCGGAUGGAGAGCGCCGGAGAUUUUGCGUGGGGAGGUAAAACUGGAUGAGAUCGGGGAUGAUAGCUCAAUCUCAUCAAGAGGUAGUAGCUCGAGGGGAAGUACCGGGACAGCGACUGGUGCGCCGUCGGGAUCCUCACCGACGAGGCUAACAAAAUCGGUGGACAUCUUCGCUCUGGGGUGCUUAUUCUAUUAUACGCUAACGAACGGCGGCCAUCCAUAUGGGGACCGGUUCGAGAGGGAGAUAAAUAUUCUUAAAAACGAGAAGAAUUUGGAGGGUUUGGAAAGGUUUGGGGAAGAGGGCUCAGAGGCUGUUCAUCUGAUUGAGCAGAUGCUCAACCCGGACUCGCACAAGCGACCGGAUACGACUACGUGUCUCGUGCAUCCGUUCUUCUGGGAUCCAGGUCGUCGGUUAAACUUUUUGCAAGAUGCAUCAGACCGAUUCGAAGUCAUGUGUCGGGAUCCCAAGGAUCCGGAUCUUGUAGCGCUAGAAAAAGACGCAUUCAGCGUUGUUGGGAACGACUGGCAGUCGCGGUUGGACAAAAUAUUUAUUGAAAACCUGGGAAAAUUUAGGAAGUACGAUGGCAAGUCUGUGCAGGACUUGUUACGUGCGCUUAGGAACAAGAAACAUCAUUAUCAGGAUUUGCCGGAGACUGUGAAACGACACUUGGGUUCUAUGCCAGAUGGCUAUCUGUCGUAUUUCACGCGAAGGUACCCUCGGUUGAUUCUCCAUGUACACCGUGUUGUAGGUGAGACGGCGCUGCGGACAGAGUCCAUGUUUAGAUCGUACUACGAGCUUGCAGAUUGAUUUCUUUAUGCUAACUAUUGCUAUCGUGUUUACUCUGCCCUGGAUUGCAUACAUUACAUAUAACUUGCAUUACUUAUUCCCCUCAUACUCAUUUGUAUUAUUUUGUGUAACUUUUAACAUUGUUAUCCUGCUUGUGUUAUUAGGCGGUAGAGGUAUCUUCUUGAGCUGUGGGCUAGUGUUAACUGUACGUGGUGAUUGUGAAUAUAAUCUUUUGGAUAGUGUUCUACCC
This is a messenger RNA of Desarmillaria tabescens, 3765 nucleotides long. RefSeq lists its product as uncharacterized. Gene Ontology annotation, molecular function: ATP binding; RNA endonuclease activity; protein serine/threonine kinase activity. Gene Ontology annotation, cellular component: IRE1-TRAF2-ASK1 complex. The record is from RefSeq and is a predicted model, not a curated record. Lineage: Eukaryota; Fungi; Basidiomycota; Agaricomycetes; Agaricales; Physalacriaceae. The transcript is spliced from 6 exons. The coding region runs from base 162 to 3536 and encodes 1124 amino acids. Gene Ontology annotation, biological process: IRE1-mediated unfolded protein response; intrinsic apoptotic signaling pathway in response to endoplasmic reticulum stress; protein phosphorylation.